UGUAGAAACAAUCAGUGUGAGUCGCCCUGCUAGAGAGUCAAAGCUGUCUGUAAAGGGGCUGCUCAGGUGAACACGAUGGGGAAAAUAGAGUGGGCGAUGUGGGCCAAUGAACAGGCUCUGGCCUCGGGACUCAUUUACCUCACAGGAGGCAUUGUUGGGGUGGCUGGACAGUUCAGAGGUUGGCAGUUUGCUGCAUUUGCUGUUGCUGCUGGAGUGUUUGUGUGUCUACUUGAGUAUCCCAGAAGCAAGAGAGCCAAGGGCACAAGUGUAGAGAGAACGGGCCAGUACUGCUUCUCUGUGGUUGUCAAAUCAUUCGGGCCGCUGACGAGGAACUACUAUGUCAGAGCCUUUAUACUUGCUGCCCUCUGUGUACCUGGGGGUUUUAUGCUUGCCACAGUUCUCGGAUGUGUCUGCCUCGGCAUCUCCAGCAUCAUCUACCUUGUGGCAGCUAUCCGAGGUGAACACUGGGAGCCCAUUCUUCCAAGAAAAGAAACCAAAACGAAAGAUACGGGUAGCAUGAUUAGACCUCCUCAGAAUCCACCACCAAGACCUCCUCCAGACAUGCACAGGAAACGGGUAGAAGACCUUGGGGGAGCGGCCUAUGACAACGCCAUCGAUGUUACUGCUGAUGAAUAACCAGCCCGGUGUACCAUACUCUUUUUCCCUCUCCCUGCCUGCCUCAUUUUCGUACAAUUUACACCCUUGUAACAGUGAGAGGUCAAGGAAGGAUGGGUAAAGUGAAUGUAUUAUUUUACUGAUAACCAAAAAAUACAUGCCUCUGGAGAUUAAUAUAAAUGCAACCACUGCACAGAGUGGCUCUACAAUACCCAUGUUCAUGUUGUUUAGAGGGAAUCUUAUUUUAUUUAAAUUACAGCUGUUAUAAAAGUAGUUUUCUGCACCAAUCACCAUCAUUUUUAACUCAUGAUGUAUGAAUUGUAUUUAGUUGGCACAUAGGUUAUUACCUACUGUAUCAUGUACUUGUACUGUUGUUACUAUUUGUGUAUAUGUGCAUUUCUUGAAGUCAACUAAUCACAGUACUAUAAGUCUAUAUUGGAUUAAAUUGACAUGUAUGGCUGUACAUGGCUGUAGCCAUUUCCCCCUCGUAUUCUAAUGUCUUGUAAAUAAAUUCCUUCUGCUCUUUGAA
Labrus bergylta (ballan wrasse) is the source of this 1144-nucleotide messenger RNA. RefSeq names its product cytochrome b-245, alpha polypeptide (gene cyba). The record is from RefSeq and is a predicted model, not a curated record. Gene Ontology annotation, molecular function: heme binding. Lineage: Eukaryota; Metazoa; Chordata; Actinopteri; Labriformes; Labridae.